AAAAAGGGCCCCGCUGGUUCAGGCGAGGAUAGGAACCGUCCCGGGCUGAACUCCGCCUCACAAAUAAGAGCUGCGCUUAUUCCAAGUGGAGCAGAGAGCAGGUGAGCGUAACGUGAGGUAACAGCGCCGAGAGGACCCGCAGUGCUCUAAACCCCGCAGACAGAGAGAGAGAGAGAAAAGGGGGGAGGAAGAGCGGAAGGAAGGCGCUUCUUCCUGGGACCGGACGGAGAGACGUUUUCUGCGGACUCUUGAAAACCUCUACAGAUGGCGCCGUUGCUGCGUCCGCUGUGGUUUCGCUGCAUCAACAGGCGGACGAUGUUUGAAGAGGAGUCCCAGCAGAAGAUGGACCCGCAAGAUGCGGCCGUGCUCCACACUCUGGAGUCGCCCGUGAGUCCCGGUGGAGCGGGAGGAGGAAGAGGAGGAGGAGGAGAUGAUGGGCCCCUGUCCUUCACGGACGAAGCCGUGUCCAUCCUGACCUCCAGCAGCAUGUUGGCGCGCUCGCUGCUGGUUCGCGGCGCGGCCGUCAAGCGCAAAGAGAGCCCCUCCUCCAGCGUCCGGCGCAAGCGAGAGUUCAUCCCCGUGGACAAGAAGGAUGAGGGCUACUGGGAUAAGAGGAGGAAGAACAACGAGGCCGCCAAGCGCUCGCGGGAGAAGCGGCGCGUGAACGACAUGGUGCUGGAGGGCCGCGUCCUGGCUCUGCUGGAGGAGAACGCCCGCCUGCGGGCCGAGCUGCUGGCCCUCAAGUUCCGCUUCGGGCUGGUCAAGGACUCGUCCAGCGCCCCCAUGCUGCCCCUCGCCGCAGCUCCCGGUCCCGGCGCUCCAACCUUGACCCCCCACUAUUAUCUGCACAGGGGCGAGGGAGGUCUGCCCGGCUCCUCGGCCUCCCACGGCAACGGCCAGGCAGGCCUGAGCUCCAGGGCCUCCAGGGAUGCCGGGAACACGUCAGAGGACUCCGGGUUCUCCACGCCGGACGGGUCCAGCGUGGGCAGCCCCAUCUUCUUUGAGGACCGGCUGAGCGAUCACGGAGAAAUUCUCCCCGCACCGAGCAGAAGAAGCUGGCCGAGCGACCUGCACCACUCCCCCGUCAUCGUCCACCACAGAUCGAGAGCCGCCUCAGCGAGGUGGGACCAAGGCGAGUUCAUUAAGAACCUCCCCCACAAACUGCGUUUCAAGACCCCCGGCGGCGGGGAGGCGUUCGACGCCGCGGGGGGCCGGCGGAGCCCCGCGCAGGGACGCGAUGGUCCCAGGGAGGACCUCAAGGGGCCGAGCGGCGGCGAAGCGGCAUCGGGGAACUGCGCCGGCUCCUGGCUCCAGCAGCUGGAGGGCGAGGAAGCCCAGAGGGGGAGGCCGUCCCCUCCCCAGUGCAAGGCCUCGGCCGCCGGACUCCAGCCCGCCGCGGCCCGGUACAAGCACGAGAACACUCACCUGAAGUCGCAGCUCAACUCUCUGAGCGAGGAGGUGGCGCAGCUGAAGAGGCUUUUCACGGAGCAGCUCAUGGCGAAGGUCAACUGAGGGCGCGGGGCGUUCACACGGGCCGAUUAAGAACUCUUAACUAUGUCUCGUCUUUUUUUUUAUUUUGAAUGUUGUGCUGCGUUGUAAUAAAUGUCUCAUCUCAUAACCCAGCUGUUUAACAGGGAGUGUUAUCCGAAGUAGCGUGUGAUAGUUUUCUCCCGCUCACUGUGACCACGACAAACACGCCGCUGUUUACAUCACGGCAUAGCGAUGCCGCUGUCCGCUUGUCUUUCUGUAUACAUUUUCAUAUAUAAGAAUAAAGAAAACAAAACAUUCGAAAAUA
Molecule: messenger RNA, 1795 nt
Organism: Gasterosteus aculeatus aculeatus (three-spined stickleback)
Lineage: Eukaryota; Metazoa; Chordata; Actinopteri; Perciformes; Gasterosteidae
Source: RefSeq, a predicted model, not a curated record